CUACCUACGAGGAGGCUGCCAGAACCCAAGCAAAUAUCAUAUUCUUCACUCUCUUUAUCUCUCCCUUUGCUUUGCAUAAUGCGGACACUGGCAGUGUUUGUGUUGGUCUGGUCUGUGUGUGCAACAGCCAGCAGUGGAGCUGUGAGUUGCAAUGAGAAGGAAAAGCAAGCCCUUUUGGAUUUCAAGCAAGCUCUCUCCUCUGAUCCUCCAGGCGCUCUAUCUUCUUGGUCUCCCCAUGUUCACGACUCCGAUUGUUGCAAUUGGAGAGGUGUUCACUGCGACAACAUGACCGGUCGAAUCGUUGAAUUGCAUCUUUCCGAUCUAAAUUUAACAGGCAAUCUUACACCUCCGCUGUUAGAUCUGAAAUUUCUGAGUUAUUUGAACCUGAGUUACAACAAUAAUUUUGGAGGCUCUCCCAUUCCAAGUUUCUUAGGUUCUAUGACAAGUCUCGUGCAUCUGGAUCUCUUUGAAGCUGGAUUUAAGGGUUUGAUUCCUCAUCACCUUCGAAAUCUGUCCAACAUCCGUUACCUUGAUCUAGGAUAUAACGAUGGGCUAUAUGCAGACAAUCUCAAUUGGAUUGCUCAUCUUCGUGCUUUGGAAUAUCUUGACAUGAGUAAUGUCAACCUUAGCAGGGAAGUUAAUUGGCUUCGAGAGGAUCCCUACGAGCACUCAACUCCAAGGCUUUAGUGAAUCUGGAUUCAUGGGCAAUCCAGGACUUUGUGGAGCUCCUCUCAAGAUAAACUGCACCGAUCAACAAAACUAUCCAAAAAGAACAUUUGCAGUUCGUAAAAAUGUUAAAGAGUCUAAAAUAUUUUGGUUUUAUGUUAACAUGAUAUUUGGAUUCAUCAUUGGUUUUUGGGGAGUUUGCGGGACUCUUUUAUUGAAGAAAACUUGGAGACAUGCUUAUUUUCAGUUUAUCGAUGACAUGAAGAACUACAUAUAUGUCAUCAUAAUUCUAACAAUGAAUUGGAUGUGUAGAAAGGUUGGGAGGUGAACCAAUGGAGAUUGAAUGAUGUGAUCUUUUUUAGGGUAUUGCUUGAAGUCCUUUUGAUAAAAUUCUAGUAAAAAAUAAAAUAAAAAUACUCUUUAUUA
Diospyros lotus (date-plum) is the source of this 1092-nucleotide messenger RNA. Its product is annotated as receptor-like protein EIX2. Gene Ontology annotation, molecular function: protein binding. The transcript has 2 exons. The record is from RefSeq and is a predicted model, not a curated record. NCBI's taxonomy places the organism in Eukaryota, Viridiplantae, Streptophyta, Magnoliopsida, Ericales, Ebenaceae. The coding region runs from base 79 to 687 and encodes 202 amino acids.